Hyalella azteca is the source of this 7177-nucleotide messenger RNA. Its product is annotated as LIM domain-containing protein jub. Gene Ontology annotation, biological process: regulation of DNA-templated transcription; response to hypoxia; negative regulation of hippo signaling. The transcript is spliced from 7 exons. NCBI's taxonomy places the organism in Eukaryota, Metazoa, Arthropoda, Malacostraca, Amphipoda, Hyalellidae. Gene Ontology annotation, cellular component: nucleus; adherens junction; P-body. The record is from RefSeq and is a predicted model, not a curated record. Bases 171 to 3302 code for a protein of 1043 amino acids. Gene Ontology annotation, molecular function: transcription corepressor activity.
UUUGAAGCAUUUUGCCUGGAUUUGAAUUGGUAUUAUUACGCACUACCACUUGUUGUGUUCGGAGUACAGCGUUUAUUUACAUCAUUGAUAGCUAAAGGAAGUGAAUGUGAUGGUGUGAGAUGUUCUGUGAAAUUCAAGUUUUAUCAACAAAUGUGUAAUAUGACAUUGAAAUGGCUGCCAAGUAUGGCAAAGAUGCAUCUAAAGAAAUAUGUUCGGUGCCAACGACAAGCAUCCAUAAUAAAAUACUCGAAGACGGAAAUACCAUAAAAACGGAAGACUGUUUCAAGACGUCUAAUGGAAACUUGAAAGAUUUAAAAUCGAAUGAAAUAAAUUGCAGUAAAAAUGGCAAUGCAAAGAGCGCAAGCGCAACAAACUUGACCAUAUCGACCCCCCGCGUACCUCAAAACCAACGCGGCGUGGGGGCCAUUGAAGCACUAAGUAAAGAUCCCCUCGUAAAAACCGAUUUGAUAGGCUCAGAUCGUUCGAGGAAGGAUGUCAUCACAGAGAAUGGUGUUAGAAGUUCCUCAAACACUCAUCUAGUACUCGACUCAAAGAGUGUUGUCGCUGCCUCUAAGUUUCCUACGCCCAUAAACCCCAGUCAAUUGCCAAUAACAUCUGAGAUAUUGUGUGUCACAACAAAUACUAGCAGCAGUGGUUAUAACACUACUUCGACGUGUCAAGUUGCUACCUAUUCUGAUGCAAGUAAAUUAUACAACAAUUCUGUUCCAAAAGUAUCUCUAGUUUCCAAUGGACAUCCAACAUCAGCUUUGCAACCUGUAAAUGGACAAACUUAUUAUUCAGGUCAUGUAAAAUAUGAGCCUCCUCCAAUAUACUCCAGAGGAAUAUUAUGUGAUUCUCCACACUGUUCUAAUAGCAUUUCAAGCCAUAAUUAUCUUAGCAACAAAUUACAUGGUGAUUCUACCAUAAAUAAACAAAUUGAAAAUGACGAGGUGAUCAUAAAACCUCACUCAUUGGCGAACUUAAAGCUGCAUACCUAUGAAAAUGUUGCUCAAUGCCAUAAUCAUAAUGGAGUAAGCUGCAAUGAUGCUAUAAUGAUAAUUGAAAAUAAAUAUGCAAGCACAAGAUCAAGUGUCAGCUCCUUUGAUUCUAAGUUUUCUAGCCCAAGAAGUAGUCUUGUGAAUAGUCAUAAUAUUUCAAGUUUGGAAAGAAAAGAUUCCAAUAAGCAAAUCUGUGAUCAAUCAUCAUUAGGCAGCUUUAGUCCAAAUAAUGUGCCUGUCUAUAAAAGCAGUUCCCAUUCUUUGAAUUCUUCACCCUUAAACCUGAGCCAUCAGUUGCCUCCCCGUAUUGAACAAGAUCUUGAAGGGCGACAGUUUCUAAUACCAAGAAAUAAUGCUUAUGUUGAAGAAAAUGCAAGACAAAGUGGCCACUGGAGCUACCCUGUAGGAACAAGGGGAUACUACAGUAAUCAAUACCAACAAAGCUUCUGCCAAACUCCUACAUGUUGCUUAUCCCACCCGUGCUGCACGCCGGUGUCCACUCCCAUUGCUACACCGAGCCCCACAUCUUUCAAUCCACCACCACCAUAUCCUGGGAAGCCUACAAGCAGAAGUUCAUUAUCCAAUAGUGUGGAUCUGAAUGAUUCAGUGCUAUCUCUUGGAAGUUUGCGCAGUGCCUCUGGUGUUCUUGCAUCAGUCAAUGCUAAUCACAACUAUGCAAAUAUAGAUGUUUUGAAAGGCAAUUAUAAUGCAGACCAACAAUUGAAAUUGCAAUAUCAAUAUAAACACAAUUUUUCUGGCACUGAUAAAUCCUUGACAACCACAUUACCAGCUCCUCCCCCCUAUCCUUCAUCUGCUCUACAACAAAAUAAAUCUCAUCUUUUGAUCAAGCAGCCUCUACAACCCUUGCAAACACAGUUAUGUGGUUCAUCAUGUCGUUUAAACUGUCCUUAUAGUAAUAAUCCUCCUGUUUCUGCUGGGCCUGCUGGCAGCAUUUCUUUUUUGAGUGGCACCUCAACUGCCACCUUCAGCUCACAGAAAAGUGUCCCGCCUCCUCCUCCUCCACCUUACUCCUCUAAUGUAGUGAGAUCACAAUUAUUGAGGCCAAGCAAUCAUUCUGGACCUUCACUUCCCCCAUACCCGUCCAGUGCCGUGAGAGGCCUUGCCACUGCCUGUAAUACAAGACCCAUACACCAUCAUUUUGUGAACCCCAGUGAGCCACCAGCUAUCCCUUAUUCUUCACAAGUUGCUCGGCAAUUGAUAUCUAAAAAAUCGGCCAUGAGCAAUCCAGACAGCAGCAGUGAUAGUAAUCCCAAAUGCAAUAAUCCAGACUCUCUGACUGGACAAAUGAACAACAUGAGCUUGUCCAAUGAUCCUGCUCAAGCAACUGCAUCCGACCGUCUGAGCAAGUGGCAAAGUAAACUCAACCCAUCAUUCAAAGAUGGUGAGGACGGCAGUGUCACAGCCUUAUCUGCAGCUGGAGGUUCAACAAGUAGUGGAGGGGAGGCAAGUGAUACAGCUUCUGAAAAAUCUGCAGUUGGAUCUGACAAGUCAAGAGCAAAGAAGAGUGGAAAGUCUCUUCUGCCCUACAAUGUCACUGCUAAAACUAUGGGGAUGAGCGAAGCAGAGCGGAAGCUUGAAGCUCUCACACAACAAAUAGAAGCAGAGAUGGAGAAGCGCGAGCAGGAGGGUGAUUAUUACGGCGUAUGUCACACAUGUGGGGAGAAGGUGCGUGGUGCUGGACAAGCAUGUCAAGCCAUGGGUAACCUCUACCACACGUCGUGCUUCAUCUGUUGCUCGUGUGGCCGGGCGCUGCGGGGCAAGGCUUUCUACAACGUCCACGGCAAAGUCUACUGCGAGGAGGAUUACCUCUACUCUGGUUUCCAGCAGACUGCUGAGAAAUGUGCCAUUUGUGGACACCUUAUUAUGGAAAUGAUCCUGCAAGCCAUGGGCAAGUCAUAUCAUCCUGGCUGCUUCCGUUGCUGCAUCUGCAACGAGUGUCUGGACGGCGUACCCUUCACCGUCGACGUCGACAACAAAAUUUAUUGUGUCCACGACUAUCAUAGGAUGUUUGCCCCGAAGUGCGCUGCGUGCGGCAAGAGCAUCACGCCCGUGGAAGGCACCGGCGAGACCGUCAGGGUCGUCAGUAUGGACAAAGACUUUCACGUCGACUGCUACGUCUGUGAGCACUGCGGGGUGCAGUUGACGGACGAGCCUGAGCAGCGCUGCUACCCUCUGGAGGGGCGCCUGCUGUGCCGCACCUGCCACGUCCACCGCCUGCAGAGCAUGGGACGUGGCGGCGCCCACCACACCUUGCAGGAUGUGGGCGCCACGUACAUCGAGUAGUGCAGUCUAGUGAACAAAAGCCGCCCUUUAGUUUGACCGCUGACGCGUGGUAGAAGUGUAUUUCCAUCAAGUGCAGCGGCAGCUGGGCGGAAAAGAAUUCACAUCGAGAAGACAGCCAAUUUGACACAGACGAUUCCAUGAAAGCAGGUAGCAGAUUUAUUAAUAUUUACGCUGUGCUGGCGUCACAAAAGUCAAUUAAUAUUCCCAUAUACAAAUUUUGUAGUACUACAACUAUAUCAAUAUUCUCACACUUCUCAUUUCAGAAUACGAUUACGUUCUGUAUACAGGACAUUCAACUUCACUAUAUUGAAGUUUCACACACCUAUUAUCAAUGUAGACCAAUUCACUGAAGCUGGAAUAUUAUAAGUCAACCAUCAGGACAGAGAAGUGAAAAAUCAUUUAUCAAUAAGAGUCUUUGAAAGCAACGCAACUUUAUACGUUCAUUACGCAAUCUAAUCCUGAAAUUUUAAAGCUAAUGUGCCUGUUUUAGCUGAGGUCUCUAUUAUCAUUCAAAUUUUGCCGCUUUACAUUUUUACCCUCUCCGUACGAUCACUGAUGUCUAGGAUUUACUACAGAAAUGUUACACUGUCGUAAAGAGGAACAAUGUUUCAGUUUCACAUUUAUCUGCAGGCUUUCAGAGUUUUUUGUGAAAUAGCUAAAGAUGAACUAGAUGAACUGGCGACCUGUCAUAAGCCUGUGAUUCUUUCAUUGCUCUAUGUCGUUUGUAAGCUAAAGGAUUGGAGGAUAAUUUUGAAAGUUAUAAGCUGGCAUCUCUCUGUUCUUAUCUGCCAGCAAAUUAGAAACUUUUUUGAAGCAAAACUUAUUAAUUUGUUAAUCUCGAAUUUUCACUGAGGGUGUCUUCCAUAUUAGCUUGAUUAUCCUACCUGAAACGCACAGCCUUUCUAUUUAUUCACCUCGAAUUGCCUCAUGGUCUGCUUCUUGUGAUUCUCUUUAAAAUUUAGAAAAAUUUUGCGAGAAAAAUUUCUUGUGAUUUUCUUCAAAAUUGAAGAGAAUCAUCCAAUCAUUAAAUCCAAGGACUGAUAGAUCUUUUUUGUGUUGUGUACUUGCCCUAAAGUAUAACGCACAGUAUAACUAAAUCAGAACCUUCCUGCGUGCGCCCAAUGUUCUUAGUUGAGUUCAAUAAUAAUUGAACUAAUAAAAUAAUAAUAUUCGACUUUGAACAAUCCCUCUCCUUAUAUUCCAGCUACUGUUUUCAACAAAUUGUGGAAUAAAUUGAUCAUCUGUUAGAAUCGGUUUUGUUUUUUGAACCGAAAGUGACGUAGAAGAUGCUUCUGAUGUUUCUUUGUUUAGCGAUUUCUCCUCUUUGUGUUUCGUUUAUUUGGUGUCGCUUUUUUUUAUGCUUUUAAUUGAAGUUCAUCAAGAAACAUGAUUGCUUCCAUGCACUCAAAUUUUGUUGCUAUGUUUGCUGGUGGAUACUCGUCUCAGAGUUUUAACGAUGAAAAUUUAUAUUUUCUCAUUAAAUAUUAUUAUCUAUGUUUGCUCGUGUCUUGGAAUAGCUUUUACAUAUUUUACUACAAAUAAUCAAAUUUUAGUUCUGAUAAAUAAUCAUGGCAUAGUAGUUAGUGCCUUUUUUUUCUUGCAUCACUUGAGUUUUCACAUCAAUAAUUUCGAAGUUAACAUUGAAAUAUUACGAAAUUUUUAUGCAGGGUUAGUCGAUUGUUGUAGAAUGAAAAACGGCGAGUGCCGCUGUCAUCUUACAUUCAACAGUAUUUGUUCGCUGUUGAGAUUCCCAUUUGAGUUAUAAUGCAAUUACACUGUUAUAAAAAGCUAUCUUAAUGCUUUCUCUUACGUAAAAUAUUCAUUUAAUUCUCUUGGCUGUAUCGUUUCCCUGCUUCACUGUAAUGUAUUUGUGGGAGGUUUGUCCAUCACAAAACUUUGAAUUUGUCGCUUAUGUGUCCUAGCCUCAAUGACACUCAUUAUGUACCGUUCCUUAUAUUCUUUAGAUUCUCUACAGAAUAUUUAACCUCGUACCUGAUGACUCGUAUUCGUAUUAUCAUGUGAUCAGACUUUAUACUAUUUGCUUAUAUUGCAGGUAUGCUUCCUUGGAACUCAUUGGUUUCUUUUUGAAGUUGAAUUUGUAGGUUAGCUUAUCUUCUGUUCAAAACUAUUCAAUUCUUAGAACCCAUUAUAUUUUCCUGUCAAUGAUUCCACCUUGUCAUUAGGUCAGCAUAGAUUUGUUGUUAUCAUAACUUUUGUAUUUUAACUUUGUUGAUCUAGUUUCUGAUUUAUUUUUCUCCUUGGAAUGAACAACCGUCAGUCUUUCCUUAAUUUUAAUGAUCUUGUCUAUGAUUUAACUGGAGAGUUACCCGCCAACUUAGAUCUGUUCAAGUUUAUCAUUUUCUAUUUAAAUGACUUGAGCAAAUUUUGUACUUAACUGAAAGUAGCCAUGUCAUGGCAAUGAAUUAAAGAUAUAUAGUGUAAUUACUAUGCUGCUAAGACAUUCUAUAUGUAUAAUAAUUUUGUACUGCAUACAUAACUGAAGGGCUGACUCAAAACAUUCCUUUUAAGGUUGUUUCAAUGAAUAAUUUCGGGUCGUGAGAUGAGUGAAUUGUGAGGAAGAUUUUAGAAAAAAAAAUUUUAGUGCUUAAGAAUUAUCUUAGGAAUUCAUUGGCUAAUUCAUUGUCACUUGCUCUUUAUUUACCAUGUAGUCGUUUGAGCUGAAAUAAUGGUUAUUGCUCCCUAUUUCCUAUCGCCAUGUGUAUGAAGAAAAUUAGUCACUGAUAAUUCUCUGCACAAGAAGUUAUCCAAGAUUUAAGUCGUAUAUCUUACCAUUAUUAUGUUCUAAGUCGCAAAAUGCAUAGCAUAACACAAAGCAGUGUUACAUUACUGCCCGGACUCUUAUUUAUGUAGAGCACCAGGACUUACUUCUCACUGAAAUUCUUCACAUUAGUUAUGCGGUGAAUAUCGGCUUGUGUAAGAGUUCCUCGUAACGCUGUAAAUAUUAUAAACACGUAGUACUUCUUCCAGACGUGUGAUAAUGUCGCUUCGGACGUACACAACUCCCGAGAAGUGUGUUGGAUGAGGAUGUUCGUUUCGUCCUCUAUGUAAAUCAUAACGCUUGUAUUCCUGAAUUGUGUUUGUUGGCAGUUAUUAUUUGUGCAAUAUUGUGCGGCUAAAUCAGUAGAGUAAGUUAUUUUCUCAAUUUUUGCUGUUAUUUAGGCUUGACCUUUAUACCCCCUGUGUCAUAUACGUUUCAAUUUUUGUCCGUCUUCGUAAAAGCUGAAAGCAUUUAUUUGUAUUAGUACAUCUCUACCGCUGGCACCGAAGUUUCGUCUUUCUUCCAAGUUAAAUUUUGAACAUUACAACUCACAGGUCUGCUAUGGUGGAGGAUACUUGAUCAACUUGAUUGAGAUUAGGAUCUAUUUUCGUAAUAGUGUAUCAGGGUUAUGUUGUUUCAGUCCACAUUAUGAGCUCAGAUGUCAUUGAAAAGUUGUUUUGGUGAAUUAGUUCAAUAAUAUUGCUUAGGACUGCAGUGAUGUCAGGUUUUUGUACUACGUAAAGCUGCUACCAAGUAUAACGAUAUAUCGCUCGCCUGUAUUAUUUGUUGCAUUCAUGAUAAAGAAAUGUAAUUAAAAGUAUUUCUUAAGUUUAAGUGAUAACCUUGCCAUCGUGAUAAGCUUUCCCCAGAUUGUUAUUGUAGGUUUUUAAUCUUGGCACCUACUAUUCGGGUUUGGUGAUGGUUUUUCCCCCUUAUAAAUUAAUGCAGAUAUUCUCAUUUAUGUUAGUUUUGUUGUAUUGAUAGGCGUUUGUGCUUGUUAUUUUUGUGUCUUGAACUGAUUUGUGUAAAAAUUGUAGAUUUUCAGAUGUUUUUUUCUGCAGGUUUUCAAUUUCUGUACAAUAAAUGAAACCUUGAA